This is a messenger RNA of Mesocricetus auratus (golden hamster), 766 nucleotides long. RefSeq names its product small nuclear RNA activating complex polypeptide 5 (gene Snapc5). The record is from RefSeq and is a predicted model, not a curated record. Lineage: Eukaryota; Metazoa; Chordata; Mammalia; Rodentia; Cricetidae. Bases 57 to 347 code for a protein of 96 amino acids. The transcript is spliced from 3 exons. Gene Ontology annotation, cellular component: nucleus. Gene Ontology annotation, biological process: transcription by RNA polymerase II; transcription initiation at RNA polymerase III promoter.
AAGUGAUGUCAUCACCCGGCGCCCGGCAGAAGAACGCGGCCUAAACAGAUGAAAGCAUGCUAAGCCGACUACAGGAGCUUCGCAAGGAGGAGGAGACCCUGCUGCGCCUAAAGGCGGCCCUUCACGACCAACUGAACCGUCUCAAGGUGGAAGAAUUGGCCCUCCAAUCAAUGAUAAGCUCUCGAAGAGGGACUGAGACGCUGCCUUCUCAGCCUGCACCUAUACAGUAUGAUAUGUCAGUGCAUGUAGACAAUGAAGCAUCAAUCAAUCAAACCACACUGAAGCUGAGCACAAGGAACCCUAUGGAGGAGGAGGAGGAGGAAGAAGAGGAAGAAUCUGAUUCCUAAAGGGAGACAAGAGCUAGGGUUAGUUUUACAAACUAAAUUUUUAAAUCUAGCACUUGCCUUGGGCCCUGGGGCUUAUGUGAAAGAGUAUAUACACACUUGUGAAUAGGAGAGACUUGGUUUUAAAGUGUCUACCAUACAAAUAUGAAGACCUGAGUUUGAAUCCCCAAAACUGUAAAAAGCUGGGCAUAGUGUUACAUGUCUGUAACCCCAGCACUGAGGAUAGGGAGACCAACGAUCCCUGAAGCUGUGUGGCCAGCUGGUCUAUUGAAACCAGUGAGCUUCGGGUUCACUGACCCUAUCUGAAGAAAAUAGUGAUGGAGGUGCAUACCUUUAAUCCUAGCACGCAGGGUUUAGUGUACAGCAAGCCACAAAAAUGUUUUGUUUUUUCUGCUCAAAUAUAUGAAACAAUUCACAGUCAA